Solea senegalensis (Senegalese sole) is the source of this 1572-nucleotide messenger RNA. RefSeq lists its product as uncharacterized. Bases 475 to 1254 code for a protein of 259 amino acids. The transcript is spliced from 2 exons. Gene Ontology annotation, molecular function: metal ion binding. NCBI's taxonomy places the organism in Eukaryota, Metazoa, Chordata, Actinopteri, Pleuronectiformes, Soleidae. The record is from RefSeq and is a predicted model, not a curated record.
UCUCAAAAUGCUACAAAGAUACAGAAAUUGUAUCAAUUUAAAAGCUUUAAAAAGCUAACAUACAUAUAUAAAAAUCAUAUGAAAGUAGUCAAAGUAUGGGUAUAAAAGACACAUCAAAGACAGACCAUUCGUUUUUCUGAAACAGCUUUAUCUCCUCCAGACAGUGCAGAUACAAGUGAUCUGUUAUACUGUAUGUUAAUUGCCAUUGUAGUUUACCUCCUCUGCUGCAGGUGGCGCUGCAGGCAGCUACAACGUAAACACAGUUGUGGCUACAUAGAGGCGGCUAACACGGUGGCUAACACUGGUACAGAUUAGCUGGACAGUUGAAGAAAAGGACAUGGUUUCAUAUUUUUCGCUGUAUUGUUUUAACGAAUUAGAGCGUGACCACAACAGUUUUCGGUUACCGUUUUUAAUUUAAGACAAAGCUGACACAAGGUAACAUAGCUUAGCUUAGCUUCCGUCCGUUGUAAAAGUAUGAAUUCUCUGGUUGGAUACGGGACGUCAUCUGAAUCUGACAGUGAUGGGGAUGAGGACACCAGUGGAUUUGGAUCUGUUAAGGAGGCCUGUGAUGAGGCGACAUCUGUCCAAAAGACCCGCAACUUCUUGCUGGAGUCUGGUUCAGCAUCCAGUGAUUGUGGCAGUGAGUCAGCACCAGAGGAAGGGGAUCCUGAAUCCUCCUCGCUCCCACUACACCCCCUGCCAUCACCAGCAUCGUCUGCAGCCAGUCAACCCACGCUUCCUGCUCCUUCCCUGGGCUCACUCAAUAUUUACAAACUGCCUCCUCCUCCUCUGAAUGCCUGCUCCGACAGCAGUGUGUUUGCAAACCCUUUCAAAGCUCAGGCGGACCAGAAGCUCAGUGCCUUGCAGAAACAUGUUCCCUUAACAAUGCAAGCCAAACCCUCCCAGAUAGGAGGCAAACGUGUAUGUGUGUCAUACAGGAAAGACGGACGGUGCAGGUUCGGGAUCAAAUGCAAGUUUGCGCAUGACAGUGACCUACAGAUGCCAUUCACUGCCGCUGAUGGUCAUCAUCUUCAUUCUCCCAUGGGUGAAGAAGCACCACCAUCAGAACAUGAUGAGCCCCACACAAGUAGCUCAAGUGGAACUGGCUCCCAGAAGCCCACUGAGGAGGAAAAGUCAGGAGGGCAACAGGUGAAGAAGAGGAAAGUUGGACUGAGCAACACUUUGAUUCCUCCUAAACGAGCAAUGAAGCAGUAUGCCAUGCUCAGGGACAGAGAGCGGGUCAGUAUGUCCUAAUGGAACACUGUAAUAUGAAUAGUAUGUAGUGCAGCUGAGGUAUGUUCUCUCCGUAUGCGUGUCUGUAGACAUUGAUUUGUGCUGUCUGUUAGUGAAACAGUCACUAAAUCAAGCAAAUUACGUUAUAUCUGGCAGUAACUUUCAUUGUGUAAAUAAAUGUAAUGUAAAAAAACAUGUAAAAUAAAGACAUUUUAUCUUUGCACAAAUCCCAUGGGCAAUGAAUCCUUCUCAAAUAAGAAUUAAAUUGCAGUCUGUGCAAUUGACUAAUGGUGUUGUUCAAACUACUAUUUUAAUUAAAAUAAAUGGCUGAUUAAUAAA